CCCAGUUGCUAAACCUGUGCCCUCUGCUCCCUUUGGGCACACGUGUGGGACACUGCGUCCCGUGGGCUGGUAUGGAAGAUAGCACCACAUGGUUAUUCUCUCCCCUACUCUCCAGGAGAGCGAGGAAGAACUCUACUCCUCCUGUCGCCAGCUGCGGAGACGGCAAGAAGAGCUAAACAAUCAGCUAUUUCUGUAUGACACACAUCAGAACUUGCGCAGUGCCAACCGGGAUGCCCUGGUCAAAGAGUUCAACGUCAAUGAGAACCAGCUUCAGCUGUACCAGGAGAAGUGCAACCGAAGGUUGCGAGAGAAGAGAGUCAGCAACAGCAAGUUCUACUCUUAGAAGCCAGUGUACACAUAUAAGGGUGUGGUGUG
Messenger RNA from Fukomys damarensis (Damara mole-rat), 375 nucleotides. Its product is annotated as 1-phosphatidylinositol 4,5-bisphosphate phosphodiesterase gamma-2. The coding region runs from base 89 to 343 and encodes 84 amino acids. The record is from RefSeq and is a predicted model, not a curated record. Lineage: Eukaryota; Metazoa; Chordata; Mammalia; Rodentia; Bathyergidae. The transcript has 2 exons.